Aspergillus pseudonomiae is the source of this 864-nucleotide messenger RNA. RefSeq names its product S-adenosyl-L-methionine-dependent methyltransferase. Lineage: Eukaryota; Fungi; Ascomycota; Eurotiomycetes; Eurotiales; Aspergillaceae. The transcript has 9 exons. The coding region runs from base 1 to 864 and encodes 287 amino acids. The record is from RefSeq and is a predicted model, not a curated record.
AUGUCUACCCACGACAACUCGCAUUCCACAGAACUUACUUCCACCUCCCCGCAAUUACCAUUUCAUGAAUACGUAGAGGCAGAUGAUGUAUCGUCUGAUGUGGGAGACCUAUCUUAUGAAGAGGAAUGUUCGAGCUACACAACAAGUCUAAGUUCGAGCGUCUCCGCGUACAAAUUUGAGCAUGGCCGUCGUUACCACGCAUACAGAGAUGAGAGGGAUAUAUAUCCUUCAGCAAAGAUUUUGGGCAACAAUCUUAGCCCCAUACAACCUACUUCAGUCGCCCCUAAUGUGAGAUUUGAAGUGGAUGAUGUAGAGAAUGAUUGGGUUUACCGCUCAGAAUUUGACUAUAUACACGCUCGCUACUUUGCAGGAGCGAUCAAGGAUUGGCCGAACCUAUUACGCCAAGCAUUCAAGUUCACUAAACCAAGGGGCUGGGUGGAGUUCCAAGAUUUCGAAAUGCAAUUCUACACGAUUAACGGGGAAUUCAAGACCGGCUGUCCGUUAGAUAAGUGGUGUACUGAAAGAAUUGAAGUCCUACGGUCUGUUGGACUGGAACCUUCUCCUGGCCCCAAAUUACAACAGUGGUUCAAGGAUAUCGGAUUUACCAAUGUACAGCAGAAGGUAGUGCCCGUGCCGGUGGGUGUCUGGCCAAAGGACAAAAGACUGAAAACUGUAGGCGCUCUUAAUUACCACCAAUUCAAUGACGGGCUGGAUGGCAUGUCGCUACGUAUAUUCACAGCUAUGAAGGGCUGGCAGCCGGAAGAGCUACGGGAAUUUCUGGCUGAUGUGAGGAAGGAUCUUAGAAGCCCUCGACUACAGGCACAGCAUAAUUUUAAUGUGGUGUAUGGACAGAAACCAGAAUGA